Molecule: messenger RNA, 717 nt
Organism: Talaromyces stipitatus ATCC 10500
Lineage: Eukaryota; Fungi; Ascomycota; Eurotiomycetes; Eurotiales; Trichocomaceae
Exons: 2
Coding region: 1-717 (238 amino acids)
Cellular component (GO): fungal-type vacuole; plasma membrane
Source: RefSeq, a predicted model, not a curated record
AUGGCCCUCUUUGCCGGGCUCUCUGCAGCUCGUAUCUGGCAUACAUGGAGACAUAAAAGCUUCUGGAUUGGGUUAGUCUCUUCAUUGGGGGAGCAUUUGGCGAGUUCGGGGGAUGGCUCGCUCGCACUGUGGCCUGCUGACGUCCCUACUUGGUCCAAUGCUCGAAAUAAAGCUUGCAUUGUUGAUUAUGGGUAUACAUACUACCAUAUAUUUCCCCAUCUACUUCUCUCGCUUACUACCGCUGGAAUCUACGGCAUCCUCGGUCUGAUGAUCCCCAUCAUCGACCAAGACAAGUCGCGACUGUCGCCCAAGCUUUAUCUUGUCAUCUUCAUGACUGUCGAAUUCUUCAGUCUCCUCCUUCAAGCAGUUGGAGGUGGCGUCGCCGGUCUGCGUUCAGCAAAAACACAUCUCCAUGGCCAGGUACCUAUACCGUACAGGAAUCAUCUGGCAACUAGCAUCGACCUGUGUCUUUGCCACGCUUCUGAAAUACGUGAUAUUCCGGGGCGUAAUCGCAUCCUUCGAAACCCGGCGCUGCGACUUACCAGUCUUGCCCCGAUGAUCCCCGUGACAUGUAUGGUAGCCCGCGGUGUGGAUCGGAGCAUGGAGUUGAUGAAUGGAUGGCAUGGAUAUCUAUUCACCCACGAGGUGUUUGCGAUUGUAUUGGAUGCCGGGGCUCAUGUUUAUUGCGAGUCUGGCGAUUUUGAUUCCAAAGGCUAA